AUGGAGCUCACCGCUCUCUGCACCAGGCUGAGUGUCACCGUGUUGUUGCUCCUGGUCACACAAGUUGACUUCAGUUAUUCUGAAAGAGCUGCCUUUCCUCAGGUUGAUCCAAACAGUCAGCAGUUCUUUGCCCAUGAGUCCUUUUCUGUCAGCUGUGAGGGACUGGAGGGACUGACUGGCUGGAGGGUGAUGAGGAUGAAGAAAGGUGUUACUCAAACAUGUGGUGCUACCUGGUCAACAUCAAAAGGACCCUGCCGAAUUAAAACUGCCUAUCCAGAGUAUGACAGUGGGGAAUACUGGUGUGAGAUGGGAGGAAGAAAGAAAAGCACCACUGUCAACAUCACCGUCACUGAUGGUCCAGUGAUCCUGGAGAGUCCUGCCCUCCCUGUGACGGAGGGAGACCUGGUGACUCUGAGCUGCAGGAAGAAGCAGACGUCCUCCAACUUCACCGCUGAUUUCUAUAAAGACGGCCACUUCAUGGACAGCAGCUCUACAGGAAACGUCACCAUCCACAAUGUUGCUGAGUAUGAUGAAGGACUCUACAAGUGCAGCAUCUCUGGAGCUGGAGAGUCACCAGAGAGCUGGCUGGCUGUCAGAGAGAUGGAGCAGAAAGGGGAGCCAGAGGGGAAGACAUGCAGCCAAGGACCCAGCCCCAGUGGAAUAGUUACAAAGCUUAACUCUUACAACCUUAAAAGGGUGGACUGGUUUGGUUUGAACCUGCUGGCCUGA
Centropristis striata (black sea bass) is the source of this 729-nucleotide messenger RNA. RefSeq names its product high affinity immunoglobulin gamma Fc receptor I-like. Lineage: Eukaryota; Metazoa; Chordata; Actinopteri; Perciformes; Serranidae. Gene Ontology annotation, biological process: cell surface receptor signaling pathway. Gene Ontology annotation, molecular function: transmembrane signaling receptor activity. Bases 1 to 729 code for a protein of 242 amino acids. The record is from RefSeq and is a predicted model, not a curated record. The transcript is spliced from 6 exons.